This is a messenger RNA of Micromonas pusilla CCMP1545, 465 nucleotides long. RefSeq lists its product as uncharacterized. The record is from RefSeq and is a predicted model, not a curated record. Lineage: Eukaryota; Viridiplantae; Chlorophyta; Mamiellophyceae; Mamiellales; Mamiellaceae. Bases 1 to 465 code for a protein of 154 amino acids. The transcript has 2 exons.
AUGCUCCCCGGGACGGGGUUACAGAUACCAAUCAUAACGCUCAUGACCGUGGCGUUAGCGACGAUGUUCCCGAAGCGCGUCGGCGCGUUAGCCCCCAGCGGCGAAGCCCUCGCGACGCUGGUGAUGCAGUGCUUCUUCGUCACCGUCGGCGCUGCGGGGUCCGUGGCGCAGAUGAUGGCCACGGCGCCGGCGCUCUUCUUCCUCUCGCUCGUGCAAGUCUCCACGCACCUCACGUUCAUUCUGCUCGUCGGCGGGAACGUGUUCAAGAUGCGGAAGUGCGACCUGCUGAUCGCUUCGAACGCGAACGUCGGGGGUCCGACGACGGCGGCGGCGAUGGCGGCGGCGAAGGGGUGGCGGAGCCUCGUCGUUCCGGCGAUGCUGACGGGGGUGUUGGGGUACGCGGUCGCGACGUUUCUGGGCGUCGGGUUCGGCGUGGCGGUCAUACAGAAGAUGCCACUGACGUGA